Messenger RNA from Dryobates pubescens (Downy woodpecker), 715 nucleotides. RefSeq names its product inositol 1,4,5-triphosphate receptor associated 2-like. The transcript has 8 exons. Gene Ontology annotation, cellular component: endoplasmic reticulum membrane. NCBI's taxonomy places the organism in Eukaryota, Metazoa, Chordata, Aves, Piciformes, Picidae. The record is from RefSeq and is a predicted model, not a curated record. The coding region runs from base 44 to 715 and encodes 223 amino acids.
CACUGCUGCCCAGCUCCCACCACCCUUUCUAUCUCCAGGGAGGAUGAGCAGUGCCCAAGGGCAGCCAGAUGGGGCUCUGGCCAGGAGUGAUCAGAGUGUGGAGUGCAUGGAAGAGGCACCAGGCGUGGACAAGCAGGAUCUGGCUGUGCAUACUGGGGACAGUGAUGGGGCCGAGGCAGAUGUAGAAACCCUGGAGGAGCCGCUGCUGAGUUUCCCCAGUGAGCUCUCAGUGCUGGAGAGACUAGGGUUGCACAGGGCAGCUUUGACAGAGCAGGAUGUGGAGGCAGCCUUUGCCCACCUUGCUCUGGCUUUUCGCUGUGACAUGUUCACCCUGCAGCAAAGGGUGCAGGUGGAGAAACGAGCACGGGAUGCAGCGGAGGAAAAUAUCCAGGAGGAGCUGAGCCAGUGCCGUGCUGCCCUGGAGAAGCUGGGCCCAUUCUGCACUGACAUGGGCUGCAAGGAGAUGCUGGUGCAGCUACAGCACAGCCUGACUGUGCUGGCAGCUGCUGUUGAGCGGGCAACCAGUGCUGCAGAGAAGCUGGGGGCUGUACAUCAGGAGGCCCGGAUGAGCCGAGCAACAGAGGUGAUGGUCCAGCACGUGGAGAACCUGAAGCGGCACCACAUGCGUGAGCACACGGAGCUGGAGGAGAUGAAGCGCCUGAUCCAGCAGAACUCCCGCAACCGGCAGCUGGCGGAGUCCCAGGGAUCCCCCUGA